GACAGUUCUUCCCGCCUUUUAGAUGAACUAAAAGAAAAAAGACAAGCAUGGAAAGUGAGGACACAAAGAAGAUACAAGGAAUAAAGACUGACCUGAACUUAUUAUUGGAGUGUCUAAAGUAUCAGAUGAACAACCCUUCAUCACAAAAGGAAGUUUUGGUUACUAUUCAUUCAGUUUGUCAACUAAACAGUAAUGCAGGUCUUUAUUUCCGGGAAAUUGGUGGUUUGAUAUUUGUAAAAGAUCUUGCAAAAUCCAGUGAGCAUAGCAUGGUGAAAGAAGCAGCCUUAUAUGUAUUAGGAGUUGUUGCAGAAGGAAAUGUUUACUGUCAGGAAACUUUGUGUACUUCAGAGGUCUUCAAAGACUUGACUUUGCUCUUAUCUAAUGAUGAUUCAAACACAAAUUUGAAAAGAAUGUCUUCCUAUGUUCUUUUGGUUCUGGUUUCAAAUAAUCGGACUGGACAAACGCUUGUGAGAGAAACAGGUUGUAUUGAAGUUCUGUCACAGUUGUUCAGGACAGUUCUUUCAGAUUAUGAGUUGGAUUUGUCAGAUAAUAAUGUUUUCCAGAGUUACCAGUUGUGGUCUUCAGUGUGUGGGACUCUGUGCGUCUGUGUCAACAAUCCUCAAAACGAUGAGAAUCAGAUGUUUUGUUGUUGCCUUUUUUCACAUGCUAAUAAAUGGCUAAUGAAUUGCAUGAAGACUGAGAUCAUUCGCCCUAUAUGCUCAGUCAUUGGACUUACUCUUGCCAACAACACUCAUGUUCAGAAAUGCUUUGUAUCUGCUGGUGGACUGGAUAUAUUAUCUCAAGUUCUUGUGCGACUGGAGUCUGACUCACAAAAGACUGUUUCCAGUGCUAAGCUUGCGGUGGUAGUGACAAAGACUGUGGAUGCAUGUAUUGCUAAUAAUCCUACUUUUGCAAUGGUAUUAUCUAAGUACCACAUUGUUUCAAAACUUCUGGCGUUACUACUUCAUGAAAGUCUUUAUUCAGGAGAAAAAAUUAGCAUCAUACUUACCCUUGGUCACUGCACAGAGGAUUGUGAGGAAAAUCAGUAUGAACUUUUUAAAAACAAUGGACUUCCACUGAUGAUACAAACUUUAACUGAAUCUAAGAAUGAAGAACUAAAUAAAGCUGCUACUUAUGUGCUUCACAACUGUCAAAAAAUUACUGAGAGGUUAUCUCUAAGUCUAAGAGAGAAUUCUUUUGAUGACAAUGAAGCAAAACAAUUAAAGGACAUGAAGGCAAAAGAGAAGAAUCUUGAAGAAUACUGGAAGAUAGCAAAGGAAAUUGCUCACAGAAUAGAACAACUUGAAGGAAAAGGAAAUGAGGAAAACAUACAAAGAGGACAAUAUAAGGAUAAUACCUCAUCUGUGAAAACACAAAGUCAGAAUAAACUGAAGCAGCUCUGUGCAGAUAGUAUUGGAGGCACCAAAGCAGAAUGUAAGGAUACAGACCAAGCUAGACAGUCCUGUGGAGUUGUGUCUAAAGCCUGUGCAAAUGACAACCAAAUGAAGACUCUACGAAAGAAUACAAAUCCAGUUAAUUCUUGCUAUAGGGAGAGUGGGCAAAAUGGGACUUUAAAUAAGACCAGUUCAAGCUGCACUCAAAAUUUACAUGGAAUAACAACUUUUGACCAAAAAGAUUCUGUUUCUCAAUCAAGUGACCAUGUUUUUAAACAUCCAACUUACACUGUCAAAAACAGAAAGCAGCAGGUACCACAAACAGAUCCAUUUACAUUGUGUUUAGACAUAAUAGAUGAAGAGGUUGUUGGUUUUCAAGCAACUGAAAACGACUCUAGAAUGAUGAAGUAUAGGUGCUCAGGUUGCAUAACAAUAAGAAAACCCCUCAACAGCCGAAAUUUUAGCAAGCUUUUGCACUCUUGCCUGUACCAAUGUGAUCAUCACAAAGUCAUUGUGGAAGCUGAAGACAGAUACAAAAGUGAACUAAGGAAAUCACUUAUCUGUAACAAAAAAAUUCUGCUGACCCCACAUAGAAGACAACGGCUUAAUAGUGAAUCUACUGCCCCGGAAGGAAUAAAAACUAUUCCUCAAAAACCAGAUAGUCAGAAAUUUCCAAGUUUGGAUGCACAUGCCUUUAAUCCCAGCACUCAGGAACCUGAGGCAGGUAGACCCCAAAUUGAAGGCCAGUCUGGGCUACAUAAAAAAAGAAUUCGUAAAAACUUUACCAAAGAAGAAAUAAAUUAUCUUUUCCAUGGAGUUAAGAAAAUGGGAAACCACUGGAAUUCAAUUUUGUGGUCUUUCCCCUUUCAGCAAGGCCGGAAGGCUGUAGACCUUGCCCACAAAUACCACAAGCUGAUCAAAGGCCCCAAUUGUGCAGCUACCUGAUUGGAAGAGACUGUCAGUUUUUGGUUUGGACUCUUAAAAUACAAUUCCAUAAAAGAUAUCAAAUAUUAAAUAUUCUUAUAAACUCUCAUGAGAUAGGGAAUGUUGAAACAGGGAUGUUUUAAUUAAAUUUUUUGUGACACUGAAACUCUUUAAACUAUUACUAUAAUUUGUAAAGCAAAUAUAAUUUCAAUGUAAAGAUUAGUAAGAUAAAAUUCCUUAUUAGUGAGAUGCCUUUAUUUUCUAUAAGCUGAAAGAAUGUAUCUCAGAAGAGAAAAUAGCAGCCAUUAAACAUUAUUUAACAUUAUAUUGUCAUGAAUACCGUGUGUGACAUUUGGAUUUCAGUAUUUUUGUCUAGUGCCAAAGUCCAUCCCUAGAACUCAGAAAUUUCUCAAGCUGUUCAUCGGAGGUUCUC
This is a messenger RNA of Nannospalax galili (Upper Galilee mountains blind mole rat), 2751 nucleotides long. RefSeq names its product telomere repeat binding bouquet formation protein 1 (gene Terb1). Bases 48 to 2339 code for a protein of 763 amino acids. Gene Ontology annotation, biological process: homologous chromosome pairing at meiosis; meiotic attachment of telomere to nuclear envelope. Lineage: Eukaryota; Metazoa; Chordata; Mammalia; Rodentia; Spalacidae. The record is from RefSeq and is a predicted model, not a curated record. The transcript has 19 exons.